Epinephelus moara (kelp grouper) is the source of this 3058-nucleotide messenger RNA. RefSeq lists its product as uncharacterized. The coding region runs from base 206 to 2110 and encodes 634 amino acids. The record is from RefSeq and is a predicted model, not a curated record. Lineage: Eukaryota; Metazoa; Chordata; Actinopteri; Perciformes; Serranidae. The transcript is spliced from 21 exons.
CAGUCAAAAAGGGAGUUUCCACAGCACUUAAUCCCAACUGAGACCAUCUGCACAGAGUGCGCAGGCCAGACACCACUUGGCAAACCACAGCUCAUCACCUCAAAAGCCAAAAUUGUGACUGUGAUGGACACAAUAGAAGGAAUAUCAACGUACUGCAAACAUUGCUCUACCUGUGGUAUGGUCUACCGCUACCAGGAGUGGAGUGAUGGAGUACAUAACUUUGAUGACCAUACUAUUCUGUCAUUGCAUCUUUGUGUAUUCCUUCAAAACACUCCAGACCCACCAGUCCAUUGGAAGCGUGGUAGACGUGCUUGAGAAGACCUGUGGAAAAUCCUUCCCGUCCAAACAGAGGAUUUUGAAUGCAUACCUCCAUUAUGAAGCCAUGACAGAUCACACAUAUACCUAUUCGUGUGUGACAUGUGGUUACCAUCCCGUCACAGUUGUCAUGGAUCUCCAUAAGAAAGGAGUGUUCAGUAUGCCUGUAAUCAGCAUUGAGCAACCUCCCCCCGAUUAUGAUGGAAAAGUAAAUGUUGAUGAGUUCUGGGAGUCCGUGUCACUGGAAAUGGUCAGUCGUGGACUGGUGCCAAGUAACAGGCAGAACCCUUUUGUGGUACGACCCAGUUACCAUAAUUGGGCACCAUGGAUUGGUCCACACACAAGCGGCUCAAAUGUGGUCUUAAACACUGAAUACAACAAAAUCAACCAACCACGUCACCCAAAUGAAGCAGCAGAGUUCUUGAUUACAGAGGAAAGACUCACUGAUGAGACUCUUAAACUUAAGAUGGAAGCUGUGCGUAGUCUUUGCAAGGAAUGUGGCAUAGACUCCAAGGGCUCUAGGAUGGACCUAGUUAUGAGGUUGAGAAAAGAAAUGCAGGACCGCUCAACAUACGACAAAGUGUUUUCAAAGGUCUGGGGGGCCUCCGGUGGAUGGGCUGUUGUCACAUGCCCCUGCGCUGUUGUAUAUGGUGUGAAGUUUAACCUGAGGGCUGAGAGCCCUCGAGACUUCGCAGAUUUGCUGCUAUCGAUGAAACACUUACCCAAUGUGACUUUGUAUGACUUUGCAAGGGGCCUGGCAACGCAUACAAACAUUAGGGAACCACAGUCCUUGCCGUUCAGUCCUCACGAGGGUAGACUGAUGGAUGCUACUGAGGAGAAUAUCAGAUUGGCCUCUGCAGGUCAUGCGAAAGUCAGCUUGCCAUGGCUAGCGACAAAGAAGCCAGUGCCAGAUGAAGGUGGCCACCCUCUGACAGGAUCUUCAGAACAUUAUGCUCUUUACGACCGCUUCCAUGAGGCAAACACAAAAGACAAAAAGGAUGUGUUGCGGAAAAUAGAACUUGUUCCUGAGUUAUGUGGCUGGGUAAAUAGUCAGUGUGCUGAGCAGCUCUUCGGUGGCAUGAGGAAGAAUAAUCAUUUUUUAAAUAUGAUGACCCCCUCAUCCCAUAUAUUUCUAAUGAGGAACAUUUUGCACCAUUACAACAAUCGACGCAAUGCAAAAAGGAUUGAUGACAUGAAGAAAACAUUGGGGAGUGGACUGGAAAUACAGUUGAACUCAAAUGGGCAAACAGUUUCAGCAACAGCAGCCACAACCACAACUUGGACUGCUUCCAUCCCCACACCAUCGGCUGCCUCUGGGAGCACGACCACUUCCAUCCCCACACCAUCGGCUGCCCCCAUCCCAACACCAUCAGCUGCCUCUGGGAGCACGACCACUUCCAUCCCCAUACUAAGUCGUUUUCAAUUGUGCAAUGAAGAUUGUGGUGGCAUGAAACACAUGCUCCACACAAGUGCUGGAAGCAGUGUGACGGACCUCCAGCUCAACAAUGUGUUGGAUAUCCAAAAACCAAAGGAUGAGGUAAUAGGUGUUGUGGGCACCUCGGUUUUAAAAAGACUGGACUUCCUGGAACUUGGGUUAAACAGAGAAGUGGAGGCAACUAUCAUCAACUGCUGUUUGUGGCUGGUGUCACAAAUUGCAGGACACAGGGGAAAGGAUGUUUUUGCUGUGGAUGGCUAUGUCAUUUCCACGUGGAAACAGCCCUUCACUAUGAUACCUAUUCUCUCACUGCCAAUCAGUUGCAGCACGGCUACUGCCUGGACCAUGGGUAUAUGUUAAUAACAAGAAUGUUCCAGCACAAGGAGCAACUGCUGACUGUGGUGUGUUCAUGCUAAUGUACGCACUAUACAUGGCACUGGAGUGGCACUUUGACUUCUCCCAGAAAGAUGUGCCACAACUGAGGAGGUGGUGGUGCCAGCUUCUGCUGGACAACAUUGAACAACAAAGGAAGAGGAAACAUGAGUCCGAGUCCGUAGUCGAAAAGGAAAGGAAGAGAAAAUGGAUGGAGGGAACUGAGCAGACACUACAGCAACCCUUCCCACAAGACACUGCCAUCCAACAUAAAGGAGAGGAAGACUUGGCAGUUUCUAUUGAUACGAAAAUAUAAAAAUUAAAUGUCAGUUGUUUCAGUUGCCAUCUUGCCUGUUGGAGGAGAUCUUUGCCGAGGUUGUCCUGAGCGAUGGAGAUGUGGCAAUACUGACCCUCUCCUUGGUGUGUCACCGCUUCAAAGAAGUGGUGUCAACAGAGCACUUCAGAAGAAAAGCUCAUUUCAUGUGGCUUAACAGUGUUGCAACUUGGAGCAAGUUCACUGAAAGGUACCGAGUAGAGUUUCGCAACAUGUAUUCCCUGGAAACGUGCAGAGAGUGCAACGAGACCUAUAAAAACUGCAUUCCAGGGUCGCGGGGGGGCUGGAGCCUAUCCCAGCUGACAUCGGGCGAGAGGCAGGGUACACCCUGGACAGGUCGCCAGACUAUCACAGGGCUGACACAUAGAGACAAACAACCAUUCACGCUCACAUUCACACCUACGGACAAUUUAGAGUUAUCAAUUAACCUAGUCCCCAAUCUGCAUGUCUUUGGACUGUGGGAGGAAGCCGGAGUGCCCGGAGAGAACCCACGCUGACACGGGGAGAACAUGCAAACUCCGCACAGAAGGGCUCCCACACCCGGGAUCGAACUGGCAACCCUCUUGCUGUGAGGCAAGAGUGCUAACCACCACACCACCGUG